CGACAAUGUCGUCGAACUAUAACUAUUCAGGUCUGGGUCACAAUGGCGGUGGCUACAGCGACGCCGCUGGCAACCCAGCCUACAAGGAGUCGACCGGAUUCGCUGGGCAACAGGCACCUGCUAAAAAGCCAUUGAGCAAAUGGGUCAAAUUUGGGAUCCCUGCAGCAGUCGUAAUCAUCCUUGCAGCCGUCCUUGGCGGGGUCCUUGGCAGCCGGGCAGUUCGAGACAAAGACGAUGGCAAUAGUGGUUCUGCCAGCGGUGGUAGCAGCAGCGACAGUGCUGACCCAGAGACCGGCGGAACCAACGCUGAGAAGGCCAUUGGGCGGUUCGCUACCGCGACGGACAGCAAGUACAUGAUCCCCGUGUACCCUUCAACGACCAACACUGCGGCGUUCACUUCACCGACAUUCGCCGCUGACGCUAAAGUGCAGUGGCCUGAAGACCCCUUCAAACCCACUACACCCAAUGUACUCGCCGUCCGGGAGGAUCGCCCGCGAAUCAUUGCCCCUCAGUACAAAUGGGACGCUCUCCCUGACCUCAUCCGAAACGACCCCUACCUUGAAGGAUGGAAUGAAACGAUUUUCGGCAAUGCAACGGAUUACCUGGAAAGGGAUCCUGUACCCUAUUUCAUGGAUGGAGACAGUGGAAUCUUGGAUGUUGCUCGAGAAAUCAAGCAGAGAAUCAAAGCGUUUGGUUACGCCUACAGGAUGACCAAGGACACACGGUGGUCGGAAAGAGCUUGGAGAGAACUUCAGAACGCUGCCAGCGACGAAUUCGGGCCUGCUGAAGACAAAUGGAAUCCUUCCCAUUUCCUCGACGCCGCCGAACUUUCAGCGGCGUUUGGCAUAGCUUAUGAUUGGUUCCAUGACGUCUUUAGCGACGAACAGAAGGGCACCCUUCGAGACAUUUUGAUCAGAUACGGCCUGCGACCUGGCCUCGACGCAUAUUCUGGCGCUGCCUCGUAUGGUUGGUGGAGGACGGGAGUGAAUGGUAACUGGAAUUGCGUCUGCAACGGAGGGUUGACCAUUGGCGCGUUGGCCAUCCUUGGAGAUGACGCGACAGGGGUAGCAGAGGAAAUUCUUGGGCUCACGGUCGACAACGCUAGAGAGAACUGCGCCCUCGGUCCAUCCGACGACGGGACCUGGUCAGAGACCAAGAAUUACUGGUAUUUCGGGACCACAGGUCAUGCUGAAAUGGUCUCUGCCCUCUUGACCGCCACCGGUUCUGACUACGGGCUCCUGAGUGCCAAUCCAGGAUUUGCCCUAACCGGCCUGGCCCACAUGUAUGGCUUCGGUGCAACCUCCCUCUUCGACUACGGUGACCAUGGUCCCAACAAGUACUCAGCAACAGCCAACUGCAUGUUCUUGUACUCCGAGCAUUACGAACGACCCCAAUACGCUCUCUUCCAACGCGAGCAAUUCGAUGCCGCCGAACCCUGGAGCAUGUUUUGGUACAACCCUUCAGUUUCAGGGGCGUUCUGGGAUGGUGCCGCGCUUGACCACUUCUUUGACAAUGCCCUGGAUCAAUGGGCUUCGAUGCGCAGUAGCUGGACGGACAGCAACGCUUUGUAUGUCGCUAUCAAGGCAGGCUCCAACCAGGGCCACCAGGCCCAUAAUGACUUGGACGUCGGUGAUUUCGUCCUCGAUGCCCUUGGAACGCGAUGGGCUGGAGAGUUGGGUUCAGCCGACUACCUUGCCCCCGGAUACUUCUCGAGCGAUGCUCAAGAUUCUGUCCGCUGGCUCUAUUACAGAAAGAUGACUGCGGGACAGAAUACGAUCGUCAUUAACGGCACGAACCAAAACGUUGAAGCUGCACCAAGCAUUCGACACGACUCUUCAGGAACAGCGCAGGGGUCAAGUACCGUGUUACAGGUGCCAAACGACUCGACGGCGUUUUGGGUGACCGACAUGACGAGUGCAUACUUCUCCGCAACGUCGGUUAAACGAGGGAUCCGACUCCUGAAUGGAAGGCGGCAGGUGCUUCUUCAAGACGAGAUUGACGCGUCGGGAUCGGUGCAGUGGAGGAUGCACACCAAUGCCACAGUGGAAGUGGAGGGUACCAGUGCCACGCUGAGCCUCGAUGGAGAGAGCAUGAGGAUAACUUUGUUAUCGCCACCUGAGGGUGCUGAAUUCUCUACUGGGCCUGCACAGCGUUCGUCAAGCGACCCAACGCCGCCUGUCGCUGAUCAAGAGAAUCCAGGAGUGACAGUAUUGGCGAUCGACCUUCCUGCGGGGCGGUACACACUGCAGGUGCUGUUUAACCCUCAGUGGCCAGGCAUGUCGGAUGGGGACUUUGUAACACCGCCUUCGGUCGCUCUGGAUGAUUGGUCUCUGACGAGCCACAACUAAUUCCAUGUACAUUUGGUUGGAUUUUCAGUGGACUUUGUGUGUGUGUGUUGAUUGGACACGUACUUACGACUCUGUAAUAUUUUGUCGCUUUAUCUUGUUGCACUGUUCAUAUUUUUGGCUAUAUUGAAAAUGGACAGUUUUGUUUUC
Messenger RNA from Coprinopsis cinerea okayama7#130, 2495 nucleotides. RefSeq names its product heparinase II/III family protein. The coding region runs from base 6 to 2348 and encodes 780 amino acids. The record is from RefSeq and is a predicted model, not a curated record. The transcript has 4 exons. Lineage: Eukaryota; Fungi; Basidiomycota; Agaricomycetes; Agaricales; Psathyrellaceae. Gene Ontology annotation, molecular function: lyase activity.